CCAUUUUACUGUCAUUAACACAUCAUUCAUUCCGUUUUACCUAAUUUAUGGCUAUAUUUUUAUUUUGCAAUUUUGUCAAUAACAUUAAAUAGGUGCCUAGUAAAUAAUACAUUCGUAUAUUAUUUUAUUAUAGAUCAAAUAAAUUGUUCUUAGUAUAUUAUAAUUCUGCUUAACUGUCGUCCACUGCAAAGUAGAACAAUAACGGUAGACGCCGUUCUAUUUCGAGUCCUCCAAAACUUAUUAUGCCUCAUGAUUUAAAAGAGCUGAGCGUGAGGAAAGCGCUAAUGGCUCCACUGUCACCGACUCCGUGUGCGGAGAUCAGCGACGAUGAGCUGGUCUCCAUCUCAGUGCGAGAUCUUAACCGGCAGCUGAAGAUGAGAGGCCUCACACGAGAUCAAAUUGUUAGAAUGAAACAACGGCGGCGAACUUUAAAAAAUCGUGGUUACGCAGCGUCGUGCCGCAUCAAGCGAAUCGAGCAGAAAGACGAGUUGGAAACUGAGAAAAGUCAGGAAUGGCAUGAUAUGGAGAUGAUGCAGGAAGAGAACACCAGGAUCCGCGAGGAGAUAGACGCGCUCCGAGGGAAGUAUGACGCCCUGAAGAGAUUUGCGAUCAUGAAAAACAUACCGCUACCGCCGGAACUGGAGAUGCUUCCAUAAAAUUAUUAUUAAUUUAUAUAUAUUAGACAUAUAAGUACGACUAAGGAUUUACUGAUGAUAAAGAAAAAAUUAAAAUGAAAAAUGUUAAUUACAUUUAUUUUAUUCCAAGUAUGCUUUGUAUUGUAUUGCAAUGUAUUGUAUUUGUAUAGUAUUGUACAGUACCUAACCUCUUAUGUAAUUUUGCAUAUUUCCCGGUACGAAUUCCGACAUUUUCAAUUGAAUCAUAACUUGUAUUACACUAAAGCCUAAUAUUUUUAUUAUGUUUACUAGAAUCUAAUAUAUAAAGUUCUCCUGUAGCGGUGUUUGUUACCAAACUCCUCCGAAACGGUUUUACUGAUUUUUAUGAAAUCUUGUGUAUAUAUCGGGUAGAUCUGAGAAUCGGCUAACAUAAUUCUUAUAUCUCUCAAUGAUAAGGGUUGCCUACCCCUAAUUUUUUUUAUUUUUUAUAAUAUGAUGGGAAAGUCCUUGUCACCCCAUUGUCAAACUUGUGAUACCAUCGAUGAUGUGCAUCAUAUUCUAUUAGAGUGUCGUAUUAACACGAAGGAAAGAGAAGAAUUCAUGCGCCACUUUAACUUAAAUAAAUUUAAUAUUGGUCUUAUUCAAUCUAUGUUAGCUGAACUUAAACCAGAAAUUUUUGAACAUCUCUGUAAAUUAUUGAUGCCCAUUAAUUCUUCUCUUUCCGCAUCUAGGGAAAGUAGAUAAAGUUUUGUUUGAGAAAUCAGUUCAGGGUACGAUAGGGCUGAUAUAUCUGAAGAAGGUAAAAGCCCUUUAAAUAAUAAUAAUAAA
Molecule: messenger RNA, 1442 nt
Organism: Galleria mellonella (greater wax moth)
Lineage: Eukaryota; Metazoa; Arthropoda; Insecta; Lepidoptera; Pyralidae
Gene: maf-S
Product: transcription factor MafK
Exons: 4
Coding region: 243-656 (137 amino acids)
Biological process (GO): regulation of transcription by RNA polymerase II
Cellular component (GO): nucleus
Molecular function (GO): DNA-binding transcription factor activity, RNA polymerase II-specific; RNA polymerase II cis-regulatory region sequence-specific DNA binding
Source: RefSeq, a predicted model, not a curated record